Molecule: messenger RNA, 15363 nt
Organism: Bursaphelenchus xylophilus (pine wood nematode)
Lineage: Eukaryota; Metazoa; Nematoda; Chromadorea; Rhabditida; Aphelenchoididae
Source: the annotation of a GenBank genome assembly
AUGCGCCGACUAGCCUCGCAUUUGUCCGUAAUUCGAAUUUUUCUCAACCCGCCAAGUCCUCCGAACAGCGAUUAUGAGAAUCCGGACUCGCCGGAGAUUCCGAUUUCCCCAAAUUCGAAUUACAAAUCGUCCACCUCGACGCUGGUGAUCAAUACUCCAACGCCAGAGCCGACGGUCCUGAAUCCGUGGAUGAGGAGUGCUUCGCCCAGUCAUUUCUUGCAGGUAAGCCCUUUUAAAUUUUAAAAAAAUUCAUCUAUUUACUGUUUUUUUAUUCAUCUAUUUACUCAAGAAAAAAGUCGGAGGCUAUAACUUCCGGCGGAGGCAACGCAGAGACUUUGUUUUUGGAAUAUGUAUUUUUAAGUGACAUUAAUUUUUGCCUAUGAAAUAACAAGAUUUUUAAGUGCAAACUGAGGUUGCUGCGACCUUUUGAAGUAGGGCACUUUUACCCCGAAAACCAGUGUUUUUUCGGCUGGAAAUGAUCUCGAAAUUUGUGACUUUUUUCGGUUGAAACCUACCAAGCAAUGUCGGAUUUUUUCGGGUGUUUCGAUAUCACCACUUCCCACGAAUUAAACAAACUUUUGCCAAAUUUAAUCAAAACUUUGCAAAUUACUUGCAAAUUUUUUGCAACUUUUAGGAACGAGCGGAAAGAGUUGUAAUGUCCCGAUAAUAACUGUUCCUCGUAAAGGUUGUUUCUUCAUUAUACACGCAAACAAGAUUAGGUGGCAAUUCUGAUAGGCCGGCCAUUAUUUCACCUUUUUAUUUUCGACACUUACAGCCAUUUCUAUUUUUUGUUUUGGAUACAAAAUUUUCGUUUGAAUGAGGGACAAAUUUGGGGUGCAUUUGAGUUCAAAAUUAAGCUCAAAAUUUUCGUUUUGUAUUCGCAAGGUAAGCCGAGAUUUUUCGAAGUUUUCGGUCGGCUUACUAGACGGAAUAAAUUUUUGCUCUUGCCUGUAGAUAACCUAAUGUUUUUCGGUACUAAUUUUCGUAGCCUUUAGCCCAAACUUUUCUCAAAUUUCAAUUCAUUUUUUCCAGGUACCCCGAGACGAUUUUGCCCCAGAGGACGUCCCUCGCCUCUGCUCUCCGCCUCCGCGACGAGCCAGCAACACUUCAGCGCAUUCGGCGCUCUCCGAGGCAUCGUCCAGCACCAUGCUUUCGCCUGGAAUGCUGAGUGCGGGCGUUAGUUCGAGGUCCUACUCAUUUGCCAGCUAUUCCGAUGACAAUGAGACCCCGCCAAAUGAACUUCAAAUCCCGUGUCUACGGCCACAUAGCACUCAGGUUGGGGCUGGGGAAAUAUCAAUUUGAAAAAGACCAAAAAAGUCUUAUUACAGUGGAAAAAAGUCUUAUUGAGGGAGAAAAAUGCAUGCAAGAUUCUAAAGAGUCCAAAAAUACAAAGGAUUUUUACUUUGGAAGACAUUCUCAUCUGUUGGUUGUAAUUUAGAAUACAUUUUUUAUAGCUAACAAUACAAAAUUUUAGUCAACGCCGGGCGGAAACAUCUCCCCGACCAUCCUGCUCUCGCCCGUUCUUUCUCGGCCGGUCCGCUCUCAAAGCGCCCACUCGCCGCCGUUCCAGCGAUCCUCCUUGAUGAUGCUGCAAGGAAUGGGACAAAGCUUCACCAAUGGCUCAGACUCCGACAACGAAUCGGUCAAAUUCCGUCCAAUUUCCCGCCAAUCCUCCCUCUUUCCUCAACGGGCGCCAAGUCGAAGCGGCUCAAUUUUGGGUGCCCACAUCUGCACGCUAGCAACGCCAACCGGGAACAGCGACAGUCUCAGCGGAUCCCACAGCGGCGCCCAGACGCCGAGUGGACUGCACAUGUCCGGCGGAUCGUUUUCGUUUAAUUCGGCGGCUGCGCAGAGGUUUGGCACUUCCAGUUAUUCGCUGCAACGACACGGGAGCAGUGCAUCAGGUGGGUAAAAAAUUUGAUGACUAAUUUAUGGGGUAAUGUAAGCCUCCGAGGAGCGGAAAUCCUCAAAGUGCGACGAGUAAUUUUGGUGAAAAUUGAAAUCAAAAUUAGAAUUUUCUGACUCGUAUGGGAGGUUUUAUUUUUUCCAGUGGUUUCCACGAGAUAUCGAGAUUUUGCGCCCCAAAAUAUCCAAUUUUUUUCUACUUUCUUUUCUCAUUUUUUAUCGUCUUUUGUCCACAAAGAUCAUUGAAUAUCUUGACUACCUCUGUAAAGCAAGACCUAAAGAUUUCAGCGAUUAAAACAUGGUUUAUUUAGAGCAAAUUACAAAAAAAUUUAAUUAUUUUUAAGCUUAUUUUGAUAUCUUAAUUCUGCCAACUGUUGUGUACCCAUAUCUCUUUCGCUACUGAGUUGUAAACAUUGUGAAAACGAUUAGUAACAAGGAUUUGCCGAGUUCCACGAAAAAGUCAUGGGACGAUAAAUGAGGACUCCGAUUAUUACACAAUAAGCGAUAAUCCGAGGGGUCUUUGGGGCGAACUUUUGGAAAGUAAUUUACAUAGACGUAUACGCAAUAAGAAUUCAUCCAAAAUUCCGAGUUCUUGCUGUUCGAACUGUCUCUUUUUGCAUAAAUGUGUAGCAAUUCUUUUCGCCUUUCCGGGCCAGAAGUUGGUUUCCGUCAAAAAAAAGAGAGGAGAGAGGGAACGUCGACUCUGGUAAGAAUACUUUGCCCUAAGGGUGUAAGGAUGCUUUGGCUUACACCUCGGCUUCUUUUAAGUGCGUGUUCGCCCUUGGAAGGAGGCGUUUUUUUGAGUGACAAGUAUUAUCUUUUAUUUUCGCAAAACAUGCGUGAAUCGUGACGUACUUGUUUUGCGGAAAGUAAUAAAGAACCGAGAGGGUUUCCAGCGACAUUUGCAAUUUAGCUCCUCGAAAAGCGAAAAUAUUGGGAAAAUUUCUGGUAAUCAAGAAUUAUACUUCUUUAGCCAGCGUGUUUUUUUUGUCAUAAAUGUUAUACGGAGCCUAGUAAUUGAGCACUUUUAAAUCAAAAUCCACAGAAAAGUGUUGGCUCCAAAUUUCAUUAGAAUUUAUUUCUCCUAACAGGGGAAGUACCCCAAGUGCGACGCUUAGAUUUUGAUGAAACUUGCUUCAAAUUUAGAAUAAUUUUAUCUAAAAUAUAUGCGAGAAUCCUAGCUCGCGCUUUGCAGAAACAGCCGAGAUUUUUGGAUAGAAAGUCGGCGAAAAUUUGAGACUUUUUUGUCAAAUUUCGGCACGAAAAGUUUCAUGCCUAUUUCUACCAUAGAGGGUAAUAUUUCAAAAAAAAAUUAAUUUUUUCCGCGCGAAACUAGCAAAGUUAUGGCAAAAAGCGCUUUUCUCUCUGACCGCUCUGCACGCUUAGUGUGCUCUCUCGGCGACAAAGAUCGUAGAUUUUCUCGGCGGCGCUUGCAAAGCACGAGCUAAAACUUUCAGGAAUUGAUAUCUAGUCUAUGCCUGAAGUGAAUGCAAAAUUUAAAGAAAAUCUGAGCGUCGCACUUGGAGUACUUCACUUGUUAGCUAAAAAAUUUUCCAUAAUUUUCCGGACCUGAACAUUUUCAAUUUUUUAUGCAGAAAUAUUCCCCUUUGACCACUUGCAAACACACAAAAUUUGAAUUCUGCAUUCCCCCAGGAUGCUCGUCGAAAAUGUUAAUUUAUAAAUAUGGUCGGUUAGGGGAUUACUUUCAAAUUUGGCCCCGAACACUGGCCACUAAUGAGAUCUCAUUUCGGAGUUAUUGUCUCCCCCUCAUUUCCUUGACAUUUCAACCCACUGAAUUUGCCUCAAAGCAUUUUGUUGAGUUGAAAAUUCGAGGGAUUUCGAAUCCAACCGGGUUGUGGCCAUUUUUAGAAAUCGGAUAAUUUGUUGGCAAGAAACAACCGAGCCUAAUUUCGGGUCCGACUUUUCUCCCAUUCAAAUGGCGCCCGGAAUUCGUUAAAAAGGGCGGAAAGUCAUCCAUUCGAAAUUGGGCGGAAUUCGCGAUUUUUAACAAUCGAGUUAGAUGAGGUUUCGAAAAGAAUGCGGUUGUUUUGAUAGCACUUCCUUGCCACCAUUUUCUGGAACUGACAAGGGAUGUACCCCAAGUGCGACGUUCAGAUUUUUUUUAAAUUUUGCACGCACGUCUGGAAUAGACUAAAUAUCAAUUCCUGAAAGUUUUAGCUCGCGCUUUGCGGGUAGAUAUUGAACGAUUUUUGCCGCCGAGAGAGCACACAAAACGUGGAGAGCGGUCAAAGAGAAAAACACUUUUUUUGGCCAUAACUGCGCUAGUUUCGGCGGAAAAAAAUUGAUUUUUUGUGGAAACGUUACCCUUUACGGUAGAAAUAAGCAUGAAACUUUUUGUGUCGAAGUUCGGUAAAAAUUGUCAAAUUUUCGCCGACUUUCGAUCUAAAAAUCUCGGUUGUUUCUGCAGAGCGCGAGCUACGAUUCUCGCAUAUAUUUUAGCAAAAAUUAUUCUAAAUUUGUCUCAAGUUUCAUCAAAAUCUGAGAGUCACACUUGGGGUAAUUCCCCUGUUUAGCCGAUACGUUCUCAUUAGGCUAGUUUUGAUUUCUAUGAGUUUUAGCUUAUGCUUUGCAAGUGCAGCUGAGGUAUUCAACGAGUACACAAAAACGAAAAAAUAAAUGCAGGCUGAAAAUAUCGAUAACCUCUUAAAAAAUUAGUCACUGAAAUUUGCAUUAGAUUUUUAACACUUGCUUUUUCCAACCAAUCAAAAUUUCAGAGCCGAAAAAAUCAUUAUUUUUGGGUUUUAUUUUUAUUUUCCAAAACUCCUUUCCUUCCUUGAAAACUCAUAAACGACGUUGUCUUCCUGAAAAUUUACAGCUGAAAUAUUGCCAUUGAAUUGGGGGGAAAAAACAACUCUCCUAUAGCUAUUUACGGGCCGUUUCUUGUCCGCUAGUAAUUUCGGAGGCCGGGACUUAUUGCCAAUGCCGGGCGCAAAAUAAUUGGUGCUUGCGGCGGGAAGUCCUUGCCCAUUGUUAGGCGAGCAUCAGAAGAAGCUGCAUUUCGAAUUUCAGAGAGACAAUGAACGUGAAGUUUGGGCUGUUUCUCAUUUAUUCGAUGGUGUUGUUUUUGGCAAGGCACGUACAUAUUGCUAAAUUAAACACAUAGGUUUUGAUGAGACUUGACAUAGAUUUAUUUUUGCCCCUCUAACCCUUAGGCAACGCUUUUAAUUUGCGCUUCACAGAAACCAUAGAAACUUGAAAAUCAAAAAAAAAACGGCGGAAAAUCCAUAAUUUAUGAGCGAUUUUUGAUUUUCAAGAUGAUGGUAGUUCUCAAUGGGCAAUGUUGCAGCCAAACAAAAUUUUUCAAGCUUAGAAAUUUACGUUUCAGGAAGAUUUUCUCUGACCCUCUCUCAUUGCUUACAAUGGUCUUGCUAAAUAUUGUUUAUCUCGGUUGUCCCUGCAAAGUACAGCUACAAUUUUCAGGAAUUUAUUUUUGCCCAACAAGUAGCGUUUCCGCCAAAUUUGCAAAAAUUCUGUAUUCUACGCUUUGAGAAUUUCCAGGUUAACUUCAAACCAAGAUUUCUUCAGUGUCUGCGAAAAAAUGCCGUCCAAAAUUUUUUCAUAGCCUUAAAAACUUUUAAUCUUUUUCUAUUCUUGAUCCUACGCAAAAUCCACAUGCCACGGUUGUCAUACUUGCCCUCUAAGAUUACGUUUUGACACAUACAAAACCCUCGUCUUAACGCAACAAACAUACAUAUAAAAACGGAUAAUCUUAUCCUUUCGCUUUUCGUAUUCAAUUAAAUUCUCUUCCCAUAACUCGUUGCUGGCGCGGUCCCGGCCUUCGAAUACGUGUUAUUUUUGGUGUUCAUUGGAAGGGAGGGGAACGUACGCACCCCAAUUUGUGCACCCCCUGAGUGGGUGCCGCAUUUACCCGGGACGGGCGGUAAUAACUGAGAUAUUUAUAUUCCGCGGUUCUCGAAAACAUUGGCCCGAGACUUGUCAGUACUUAUUAGUCCAUUUUGUUGUACUAUUUUAAUAAAAAAUGUCUUCAUAAUAGGUUAUUGGCUUGUUUGUCUACCAAGAAGCCCUGCAAUAUUUUUGCGGUUGUUAAGAUGCAUAGUUAAGAUAUUACUUAGCAAAUGCCGGGAUAGAUGGGAACGGAAUGGUCUAAAGAUUUAAUAAUUUAUGUCCAUCAGCCCCACGGCCAGCGGGGCCGAAUAAACAAUUGUCGUUCCGAGUUCGUUUAUGUGUUUUUUUAUAUCUCUAGUUGUUUUUGUUCCAAGAAAACUUUUAUUAGAAUUUUUGAACGAUUUCCACUCUUUUUUGCCCUUAAUUCAAAACGUUUUCUUAGGACAACACACGAGUUUUAUAAGUUCUUUAAUCAUCAACCCUUAGGGACUUUUCUUUAGCCACAAUUCUCAACCUAAAGCUUAUUAAAAGAGGACUUUCUUUAUGUCGUUUUAGAUUCCGGAAGUACCUGCGGAUUCUUCGGCCGUCAGCGCUCUUUGCGGGCUCAACGUUCGGUUUGUGGCAGUGGAUCCUCGCCGUCAGUGCAGCCGCAAAAGCAGACAAGUAUCGACGAGCACAAGCUGAGGCAUGGCUACGGCAAGGUAGGGGUUUUUAACUCAAAAGAUCUUAAAACUUGGAAAUUUUGAACGGCCUAAACCCUAGUUUUUUAAAACUCGGAUUUUUAAUUUAAAAAUUAAAAAUCCAAUUUUCGAAAAUCUUGCUGAUACUGAAUAACUAAUUAAUUUGUCAUAUUACGGAAUUUCAGGCACCCUUCUCCCCAUCGGAACCCCAAGCCCUUGGCUUGAAACGCAAGAAUUUGAACCCUCAGCCGUUCCCACUUCAGCGUUCCAGCUCCGAAGCGCAGUCGGACUCGAUGAACGCCAAGCAUUUGUUGGCGGUUUCCACCGCUACGGACGUUCGAAGCCGUCGCAACAAUCGCCGACCGUCCUCGUAUGCGGUAGCGUUCCGUGGCUCUCAACAGAGUGGGAGUGAGUUUGGUUUUGGCAUUUUCUAUUAAUAAAAGAGGCAAGGCUUAAAGGGCAACAGGCAGAUUUUGUUUAUAUCUAUAGCAUAUGUACUUUACAUGACCAGAAAUCCUUUCCUCAAAGCUUAGGUCUUCGGUAAGCAUAGCUAAUCAUAGAUCUGGACGAGGGACUCCGGGAAAUUAGGAGAGACGAGAGAAAAAAAGUUUUUUGGCUCUAUCUUUGCAAAUUUUCCGUGGGAAUUUUUGAUAGUUUGUAUCUUCCACACAAUGCCAAUUUCUCAACAUCAAAAUCACAAAAAAAUUUAGAUGUCAUCAAAUUUUUUGUAUCCAAAAAUUUCGGCCGUUCAUAAGACAAAAUGCAAACUAGACUUCCUCAAAAUGUUUUCAAAGAUUUUAAUUUAUUCCAAACACCAUAAACCUCAAACCAUUACAUUUCCAUAUUUCAACUUUCAAAGCCAAAUACUUUACCGUCGCCAUGUUUCUUUCACAAGUAUAAUCUUCCUGUUGGCUUGUUGUCAACCCGUGUUUCGAUUUCUCCCUUUGUUUGAAGACCUGAUAAGAAUGCUCAUCGGCGUUAAAUUUAGCCGUUGUGAUAACAAUAACAAUGUAUUUUUGCAAAACAACCCGAAAACAGGAAAAGCAUAUGAUUUGAUAGGGAGAAGGAUAGUAUGUUUACUGAGUCAUUACAAUGGUAUUACUACUCAUGACGGGUGUUUUCACUAAUUGUAAGAAUUCUCAACAAUAUUUAGUUUAAAAUUUUGGAGGUGUCUUGAAAAUUAAACUUGAUUUGAUGACGAAUAUUUUACCAUUCAAAUUUUGCGGCCUAGCGAGGAUUUGCCCAUUUUAUUUCUGCUCAAAUAAACGCCGCUUUCUGGCUUUCCUUUAUAAACCACCCAAACUUCACUCAUUUCACCUUGGCGAAAACGCGAAAACAAAAGAGGUUUUUUGGGGGCGACCACGUGUUCCCAAACGCCAUAAAACUCUUCACUUCUCCAAUGGAGAAACGAGAAAUUUUGAGGGAAUUCUUGUAAUAAUCGAGGGUUUUUGACACAUUAUAUUUUUUUCCUCCGGUACUCUUCUCGGAUCCCCGCGCACGCAGCGAUUUUUCAUGGAUAUUCAAAGAAGAUUCCCAUGGAACAAAAGGGAUAUGACUGCACAAAAUUCUCUCGUUUUGAAUUGUAAAAUUUGCUCUCUAUAAUAACUAGCUCAGUAAGUUUCAUUUUGUCUAUUGGUCAGCUUUGUUACCACAACCCUUUGACUUGAAAAUUUGGAAAGAUAUCAAAACCUCAACGACCAGAUGACCCCAAUUUUUUCUUGUUUUUACGAAUGGUCUAUGCCCCCGGGGCAAUCUAAUUCCGGUCCCGAGAAUCCCGAAUCAAUGCGAAUUUAAAUAAGGCCAAGGAAGGAAGACGAAAGACCCUCUGGGGAUGCGGGGGAAGGGAAAAAUGUCCUCAUGAAAUCCGGAAAUCCCAAGUUUUAAACCCGCAGAAAUCUUGCUUUUAUUUUAUCCGUAUCAAAACAUGCUUUUUGGAUCUAAAGUCUUCAAAGCCUCUGGCAUUUUUAUUCUAUUAAAGACUUCAAAAAUCAUUGUUUCUCUGCUUACUAGUUUUCCCGAUUUGGUCCCUCUUCACCUAUUUUUGGCAUGUCCCUCUUAGUAAUUUCUCCUCUCCCUAAACCUUUUCUGAUCUCUCAAGCAACAUUUUAUAUUAUUUUUCAACUUCCCACUUCAUCUUGUCAAUCAAACCAAUUAUACUUACACACCUUCCCAAAAAUCAAUUGCCUCCUCUCGCCAUCCUUCAUUUCUCCAGUUAUCCCGGCAAAUUCAUACAUUUGGCCCUCUUUUUUUCUGUAAGCCAUUCCGUUUUUCUCGCUCGAUUAACUCAAAAAGUCUUGGGCGAAAUGCAAACUCCAUUAUUGGAGUAGUUGCGAAGUGUCAAACGUUUUCAACCCAUAAUAAUUUUCGUGAGUGUAUCGGAAAAUUCGGGUCUUAUUCACGAAGUCGGGGGGCUCGGAUGCGUCGAAUUUGGGUUGAGUAUUCGGUAUUCAGUCGUUUUUCACUUCUCCGUUCCAUAUAACCUAGAGCAAUAUAAAACCGAGGGGAUUUUUCUACUUCAGUAUUUCCAAUAAGUUCAUUUAAUCUUGCAAGAGUUGUAGCAUCUUUGCACUCCGCUCAUUUGCCAAGAAUAGCUAUUGUAGGAAGAAUGACGAGUUUUUGAAGCCACGAAUUAUUAAUGUGGAUAUUGUUUUUCCCUAGCGAUUCUGCUUUUCCAUGGAUAUGCCACUCAAAAACAAAAUAGAUAAAUUGGCAUUUCGAAGUCCCAUUGUUUACUGUCUGCCUCUCUUUCAAUUGCGUUCCCUUUUAAUAAUUACCAGGCCAAGAUAUUGUAGUACAAAGUAAUACGUCAACAUAUCACAAUGACUUGAUAUAUCUAAAACUCAUUUUAAUUGCAGACUUCCUACACCCGCCCAACCAGUUCGAUUUUGGCCCUUCGGCCCCAUCGGCUGGCGGUUUUGGCCACUCCGGCUCGAACAUGCACCGAAUCCGCAACCAGCUGGGUCAUUCCGACCCACAACUUUACACUUACACACAGAAUUCGGGUAGACGAUCCGUCUCCGGCGGACGGACGUCGGCACUGCACUCGAGUCCGGCGUCGGCUGUACGGUUUCGCGUAAGUAUCCUUAUUUUUUUGUCGAAGUUUAGAUGAGUUUAUUUGAAGACAAAUGGGCACUUGAACGAGCAAGGUUGUGAAGCCUUAAUUCGCUAGAUUUCAAAUUCUUUAAUAACAAAAUUUUCGUUUGCAGAAAGCUUCUGUAUUCUUGGAUCACAACCGAUCUCAUCGUGCCUCUAUUCUCUCUGCUCACAAUGUAGAGACCUCACUCUCCGAAGAGCCAACUUCUGGAUUCCAGUCGACUUCGAACCCGUCUUCAACUAUAGGACUUCCGAAACUCCCAUCAAUAAGAAGGAGACGUCGACCAUUGGCACCGGUCAGCUCCGGAGACGGCAGUGGGAAUCAUGGAGGAGUUGGGAAACCAAGGAGUGGAUCCAGUUUGGCAGCACCUUAUCUCUUACAUCAUGGUGAUAAUCGACGCUGGUCGUUGGCUUCGCUGCCCAGUUCAAGUGGAUAUGGGACGCCUGGGAGUGUUUCGGCAUUAUCUGUAAGUUCUUUUGUCAUUAAUAUCUAAAAGCAAUCAAUUCUACAAAAAAAAAAAUAUUUUUUGGAGGUAUUAGUAUGCAUUUUUUGCAUUUUAAAAUUAAUUUUUGUUUUUCAGAGCGAAUAUUCAUCACAAGAGCAACUCCCGCAAUUGCUGGGAGAUAUCAAAUUACAACAUCGGUAUGACAGUAAUGAUUCUUACCCAUCAAUGGAGGAGUCUUCCCUUUUGGCUGGAAUGCGGCCUCGAUCCCGAUCCCUCUCAAGUCCAGUCCGUUUUGGGUCAGAGUCAGGUGGAUUUGAUCCCAAUCCGAAUGCCAUGUCUCAAGUCUACAAAGAACGAUUCCCCAAGGCAAAAACUCAAAUGGAGUCCCGGCUUCAAAACUUUUUACAAUUUAACGCGCCCUUGAGUGGGUUCACAUCUCCGAUCUCUCUGGACCGUCCGGCCAGCCCGCUACACCUUACGGACCCCGUUGGAACCCAACAACGCGCCUCUUUAGCGCGUCAGCCAUCUUAUCAUCGGCCAAGCAGUCCGUGUCGGCCAUCUUCGCCCAUCCCGAGACCAAUAAGUCCGCUGGCGAUGGUUGAUGCAACUGCAGCACAAGACGGGAAGGUCGUGUUCCGCUCGGCGUCCGGUCACAGUAGUCAAAAUCUCCAGUGUACGACGCCGUACGGGAACAGUAGUAGUGCGUAUUACUUCCCAGGGACUCUGAGUCAGCAAAACCCGCAACCCAGUUUUCAAGCUUUCCCCGGAUUGGCUCAACAGUCAAGUCAAUUCGGAUCCUUGGCCAGUAAUGUUGGAUCGAUUUGUCUUGGACCGAAUGACAGUCAGACAACCAAUACGACGAAUUCCACAUCCAGAAGGUCAACCAUGGCCCAAUGUGACGCGCCACUUACGAAUCCAACGCUGUUGAGAGUGCUGGCAGAAGGCGCCACCAGAUUCAUUCAUCAUCAAAUUUGUGAGAUAGCUGCGGACUGUCUACAGAAAUCAAGGGAUGAUCAACUUACUUCCAGUUAUUUUUGUCAAAUGUCGAUUCGUUUGGAGGAAAGUUUAGCGGAAGCUCAGCAAAAAACGAGUGCCGAAAGUUUUAAAUUCCUGGCCAGUAUUUGCAAACAACUCCUGAUGAUUGUUUCGAGGACGGCGAGGCUUUUGGAGAGUUUGGAGUUUGAUCCUGAUGAGUUUUACAGGUAAAAUCUUGGGAUUUUUUUUAAAUAUUUUUUCUGGGUUGAGAAAUAAGUUAUCAACCUUUUUGCAGGCUGCUGGAAGAAACAGAAGGCGCUCUUCGCUAUCAGCUCGGGGCCGGAAAUGCAAGAGUCCCAGAUCUUCCACAAUACAUCAUUGACAAGCUCGGGCUCAACAAAAAUCUGAUAAACGAUCGAUCUUCUCCGCCCGACCUAACUGAGCCCGAAAUCUCAUAUCCGAUCGAACCCGCAGUCGCUGAUCUACAACAAAGCGAAGUGAUUCCAAGAAAAGGCUCCACAGCCAUCACGGAAGACCAGUUGAGAGCGUUAACGGCAAAUGCUCCCAAGGAAGAGGAUUUUGAGACAAUUCGACUGAUUUCGAAUGGAGCUUAUGGAGCCGUAUACCUGGUUCGUCAUCACCGAACUCGGCAGAGAUUUGCGUUAAAGAAAAUGAAAAAACAAACGCUGCUUUUGCGGAAUCAAGUGGACCAAGUUUACGCUGAACGGGAUAUCCUCACUUUCACCGACAAUCCAUUUGUUGUUUCGUUCUACGGCUCCUUCGAAACCAAACAACAUCUCUGCAUGUUGAUGGAGUACGUGGAAGGUGGAGAUUGCGCCAGCCUGUUGAAGAGUGCUGGAGUCCUUCCCAUCGAGGUUGCCAGGCUUUAUGUGGCCGAGACUGUCCUUGCGAUCGAGUAUUUGCACUCUUGUGGGAUUGUCCAUCGAGACCUCAAGCCGGACAAUCUUCUGAUCACCUCGAUUGGCCAUAUUAAACUGACAGAUUUUGGGUUAUCCAAAAUCGGACUCAUGAACAGAACUACUCUGGUGUCGGAAGGUUUCCUCGAUGAUACGCAACAAUUCCGCGACAACCAACUUUGCGGAACUCCGGAAUACAUUGCGCCGGAAGUGAUUCUGCGACAGGGUUAUGGAAAGCCAGUCGAUUGGUGGGCUCUGGGAAUCAUUCUCUACGAAUUCUUGGUUGGAAUCGUUCCAUUCCUUGGUGGAUCUCCGGAAGAAUUGUUUACGAACAUCAUCAAUGAAGAAGUGGAAUAUCCGGAUGGUGAGGAAGCCUUGGAUCCGAAUGCCGAGAACUUGAUUCAAAUGCUGUUGGAGAAGAAUCCAGUCGACCGAUUGGGGACGUUAGGAGGUGCACCGGAUGUUGCAAGCCACCCCUUCUUCAACGCCUUGGACUUUAACAGCUUGUUGAGACAGAAGGCUGAAUUCGUCCCAAAUUUGGAGAAUGAAGAGGACACCAGUUACUUUGACUCAAGAACCGAUCGUUACAAUCAUGAUGCAGAAUCGGGAGAUGACGAAAGUGUCCCGAUGUUCUGGAGCUUCUCAACGGCCAGUCCAAGGCAUUCGAUCACAGCGAUUGAUAUCAGCAUGGCCCAAUUGGCGCAGCUUAAUGCUGCUGCAAGUCCCACUCUUCAGGCAACAACAGAAGAACCAAGGGAAGAGAGCGCUACGAAAAAACCUUGGACGGAUGAGAAAGCCGAGAAAGAAGAGGCGGAAUACAUAACGCAAGAAAAACGACCGGUCGGAAAGACAUUGUCUCAAAGAACGGCGGAUUCGAGUAAUUCCGGGCAGAGAGACUCCGGAGAUCUUGGAACGAUCAAUUCAUCCUCUUCAACGGCCGCGCAAACGCCCAAUUCCGCCCGCUGGGAUGAUCCGUCAAGUCCGAGCGCUAUUCUGCUUCGUCAACGAUUCUCGGCGACAAGACAAGCGAAUCUAAGUACGAGUAGUUCUGGGACAACUGGAACAGGCCCUCUGAAUACGUGCUCUUCGACGGACUCAUCGAUGGACGCGUCUUUCUUUGCUGGGGACCAUUCUCAUUUACCAUCGAGAAGACAAACGACCAACUUUUCUCCCCUCCCCAGAUUCGCUAUAUCGUCAUGUGAGCAGCCAAACAACGCUGCGCCAAAUACGACACAAUCCCAGCAUCGUCGGGCAACUCUCAGUGCAGAGCCCGAACCGCGAGAGCGAUCGAAAACAACAACCGCAACCCCAGUUACGAAACGAACGGAAAGCUUACGAGUAGUCAUUCCCGGCUCUAGUCACGCGCUCGCACAUGAAAAAUCAGCUAGUCAGACCUCGAUUUAUUAUCACGCAGCUCCACCAAAUGCUAGUCCAGAUCGCCAGAGCCAGUCCAGUCUAAGCAGCUUCGAACCGAACUCUCCGAGAGUUGCGGCCAAGUCAGAAAACGCAACACCGCUACCUCAGUUAAGGUCGGGAUUACUGGGAAGCGACAAAACUUUCACCACCGACCGACCCACUCUCACAGAUCGAGCCAGCUUUUCCGGCGUCUCAACCAGCGAUAAACAAGUCGCCUCUUCCGCGCAACCCCUCCAAACUGGUCAAAUUGUCGGCCGACCGGUCGUAAUCCGGAAAGGAGUAAAAGGAUUCGGCUUUACCAUCAGAUCAGUUCGAGUCUACCUGAGCGCCGACUCCGAUUACUACACGAUUGAACAUAUUGUGGCAGCAGUGCGGGAGGGCAGUCCGGCGGAUGACGCGGGCCUAAAAGAAAAUGAUCUCAUUACCCAUGUACAUACACAGCCAGUUCACAACAUGACUCAUCCUCAACUAAUGCAUCGAUUACUGUCCGGAGCGCCCGAAAUCACACUGCACGUGGUCCCGUUGAAUUCGACGAGUAUUCGCGAAGGAGAAGCCCGGAGAAAUGUGGGCAAAUUGCUGAGGAAGAAGCCGCGGAGGCCCCAAAGAAGAGUGCCGUUGGAGAAAAAGACGAGGAAAACUUCGGCGUUGUUCAGGCAAGGGGAUUUUUGCGAUUUGAUGAGAGAAUGAUUUGAAAUAAUCCUAUAAUAUUUCUUUUCAGACGGCUCAGUGGAAAACGAGGAAAUGGCGAGAUUGUUCCCGGUGCCUCGACUCAAAAACAGUCGUUCAUGCCGAGAUCUGCCUCCAGCCAGGACGGAGUUGCUCUCAGUCUGAGUCCAGCGCCAAUGUCUCACCUCUUAAAUGAGAAGAGAGUCGACGAUCAAGAGCCAUGUACAAGCUCCAACCUCCCGAAGCCUCAAUCGCAACAUCGGCGAAGCUCCGGCCAUCAACUUCUCCAUCCUCAUACGAAUAGCAAUCCAGUUCCGUCGGCGGGUGAAAGCUCGCGAAGGAAGCACACAACAGGCAGCAUUGACAUCCGAGAACCGCAUGGGAGCAUAACGGUUCCCUUACCUCCUCAUUUACAAGGCCCAAGGACCGUCAUAAAGCCGCGCACACAGGAACCGCUGAGCACAGUUGUAAGUUUUGUAUUAUUUUUUGACUUUCUUUUAAUUAUCGAUUUCACAAGGGAUUAUUUCAGCCAUCCAUGCCGUCAACUCCCUCGCCAGCCCCACAAGCAUCAACUAUAAAUCCUCUGGCGAUCGAAGCGCCGGUCUCAACGCCGAAAGGAGCGCCCACACCAAAGCCCUCGACCAUUCGACGUCCCUCAACUCUGAUCGAACAAAAGCCAAGUUCCGGACCGCGUAUGGAAGAACAACCGAUCCAACGACCGCGUCCCACCGAGCUCAGAAAGUCGAGUGCUCCGGUGGCAACGAUACCACCGACUGUGGCAACAGCCAGUAGUGUGCCAACUCAGCCACCAAGUCAAGUUGAAGAGGCGAAAAAGGUGGACAAGACGGAAAAGGUUGAGAAAGAAACGAGCGAGGUUCGACCAAAGAGAGAGUCGAUUAAAAGGUGAGUUGGAAGGGUGGUUUGAUGGUGGUUGUUGCUAAUGAUAAAAUACAAGGCACGUCAAUCCAGCGCAUUUCCUCAACCGUUUCGAAAAUUACAGACGAAAUGUUGGGAAAUUAUCGGCACUUUUUUCGCCCGAAAUAAUUGCUUUUUCUCGAAAAGGAAGAAAAAAUACACGAAAAUGCGUUUUAUCGGAUAGUGACAUUUCGUUUUGAACGAAUCACCAAAAAGGGGCGGGAAGUUUUUUCUUUUAUUUUGGAUUGACGUGCAAGAGCCAUUGAUUAUAUCGGGAGCAUAAUUUGCAAUCAUUUUCGAUUUCUAAGACUUUAUUUUCAUACAAAUUCAUCAAAAUAUUAUUUUAGGCCACCAGUUCCAACCCGAAAACUUUCACCGUCUCGCCUGGUCCAACGCCUCUUCCGCGCCGCCUCCUCGGCCUCCUCCUCCGCUGCCGCCCAAUCCGCACUACCCAGGCAAAAAUCCACCGAGGAAAACAAAUGA